AUGAAUGCCAACAAGGUAGCUAUUAAUGUGUGCAACGCUUACAGAAAUGAACAUCUGACCAUCAUUUUGUUACUUGGUAUUGUGUACAGCAAAACAACAUUUGAUGUUGUCAAAUUUGGUGCUGUUGGAGAUGGACAAACUGAUGAUUCCGAAGCUUUUGUAAAAGCAUGGAAAGCCUUAUGUGGAGCAGCUGCAGCUGGUGAUGACGUACCAACACUUACUAUACCAGGGAGAAAAACAUUCUUAUUGCAGCCCUCGGAAUUUGAAGGUCCCUGCAAAUCAAAGAGUGUUCAUGUUCAGGUCUCGGGGAAUUUGAUGGCACCCAAAACGCCCGAUGCAUGGAAAGUGUGUCCACCAUAUAGUUGGCUUUCAUUUAGAAAUGUGGACAAUCUCAUACUCGAUGGUUCAGGAAAAAUUGACGGCCAGGGUUCAGCUUGGUGGAGCAAA
Messenger RNA from Prunus avium (sweet cherry), 447 nucleotides. NCBI's taxonomy places the organism in Eukaryota, Viridiplantae, Streptophyta, Magnoliopsida, Rosales, Rosaceae. The record is from RefSeq and is a predicted model, not a curated record.